Molecule: messenger RNA, 216 nt
Organism: Tauraco erythrolophus (red-crested turaco)
Lineage: Eukaryota; Metazoa; Chordata; Aves; Musophagiformes; Musophagidae
Source: RefSeq, a predicted model, not a curated record
AGGUACACCGGGCACUAUUUCAUCACCACUCUGCUCUACUCGUUCUUCCUGGGCUGCUUCGGAGUGGAUCGGUUCUGCCUGGGCCACACCGGCACCGCCGUGGGGAAGCUGCUGACCCUGGGCGGACUCGGCAUCUGGUGGUUCGUUGAUCUCAUCCUGCUCAUCACGGGUGGGCUGAUGCCCAGCGAUGGCAGCAACUGGUGCACCGUGUACUGA